Paraglomus brasilianum is the source of this 194-nucleotide messenger RNA. NCBI's taxonomy places the organism in Eukaryota, Fungi, Glomeromycota, Glomeromycetes, Paraglomerales, Paraglomeraceae. The record is from the annotation of a GenBank genome assembly.
UGCUCGGAGACGUUAUUGGACGAUCCGGCAAUUCCCUUCGAGCGGCGAUUGCAUUACAGCCAACGAAGAUACCUUGAUAUCUGUUCCCGAACGCAACGAUUUGGUGUCGGAAACGAGGUGGAUAUGGAAUUCAUUUCGUAUGGUGAAGCACCCACCGAAUGAACAAGACUUUGGCUUUCGAGCAGAGCAAAUGG